This is a messenger RNA of Momordica charantia (bitter melon), 1989 nucleotides long. The record is from RefSeq and is a predicted model, not a curated record. NCBI's taxonomy places the organism in Eukaryota, Viridiplantae, Streptophyta, Magnoliopsida, Cucurbitales, Cucurbitaceae.
AAUAGCAUAACAAAUGUCCCAAGCAGCAUCCAAAUUCCACUUCUGACAUCUAUCGGAAAUUGAUUCAGGAAAAAUGGUGGAUCGAGACCGGGAUUGGGAUUUUCAUCUCAGAAAUUUAUCCAACAGCGCCAGAGACUCGAAUGUCGCAAACGAUCCCGCUUCCGAUCCUAAUAUUCUCCAAUCAGUUAAAAGGCUAUAUGAAUUGUGCAAAGCUGAGAAUUCUGAGGAUUUGGUGGCUCGGGUGUAUCCUCACUUUAACAAGAUUUUUCAGCGUUCGGUAUCGUCCCUGUCUCAAUCUAGAACUUCUAAUGGCCUCCUCUUAUUGGCCAUUCUUCAAUUUUUCAUUGACUUUGGUGAAUUGGUCUUACAUGAUGCUGAUCCCAGUCUGAAGACAUUCUUCCGUUCAUGUUUGAGCCGUGAGUUUGCAGAUCCAAUUGUUGCAGAAGCAGUUCUAGAAAUUUUUAAUGCAAAUUUUUUGGUAGUCGCAUUGGAAAGGGUAGAGCGGAGCUCAGGAUCACUAGUUGGAAAUAGCAUAGCUUCAAUCCAGAAGAGUAAAGCCCUGAGAAUCCUCAUGUUAUAUUUGGUACAGAUGCUACUUGCACUCAUGGAUGAGGCUUACACUGGUUCAACCAUCGGGGAUGCAGGGGGAGACUCUGAAUCUGAGGACAGCAGCAGAAUAGAUGUAGCUGAUCCUCUCUUCUUAGAACUUUUGGAGGAUGAAAAUGAUGGUCUUUCUGAACGACAUUGGACUUCUCCUGUGAUGGCUGCAGUAUUGCAGACCGCAAUAAAUACUCCAUCUGUUAGGCUGAAACAAAUACUGAACAUGACACCUCGGAUUCUUGAUGUGUACUUUUCCGUUGCACUGCAAGAGGUUAACAAUUCAUUAAUCUGUGCGCUGGUUCCUUUGCUUAUGUCAAGAAACUCCACAUUAUUUCCCGACAAAGAUUUCUCAUAUAAGGUUUGUAAGAGGCUCCUAGAAUUUAUGCUUGCUGCAUUUCAGCGGUCUCCAGCCUUCAUUGCACUUCUCAAGAAACCUAUAACGGACCGGCUUGGUGAAGCUUACGAGAACCCUGCAAAGACAGAACUGGCAUUGCAAUUGUGUUGGGCCAUUGGAGAACAUGGCGGGGGUGGCAGAUCUCACAAAGAUGCUGCCCGUGAACUUUUUGAGAGCUUAGAGUUGCUUUUGUAUGAAAAUCUUUUAUCCAGUCUUCUAGGUAUGAGACAGGACUCGAGCGAUAAUUCCAGUGGGGAGAGCUUCAGAAAGUCAUCACAGUCCAGGCUUCUAUGUUUUGUUAUUACUGCAAUUGCAAAACUUGCGACAUACCACCGUGAAUUACUACCGAGAGCGCAGGUCUCAUUGGGAAAGGUCUAUUUAUCUCGAACCUCAGAUUCAAGGGUCUGGACUCGAGCUUACAAUUAUCUAGGGCUACUGAGUGACCCUGGAGUUUCUUUGUCCAUUUUGGGGCCUUCUAGACAAGCUGCACUUAACCCAGGAACCGACUGGAGUCAAGGCGGAACUAAGAUGGUUGCACACAUUCCGUUUUACAUUCUCUGUGAACAUGAAGGUCCUCCUUUCUAUGAUUUCUCAUUAUCAGAUAUUCUUCCAAAGAGAUGAUGAGCUUUAAGGUUGCAGAGGGUAAGUUGCAGGUGAACCUGUAAGUUUAUCGUCUUGGACGUCCCCGAGCUGAUGUUACAGAGCAACACACCUCACCUAGUAGGUUACCUUGAGGUAUUGUGCUUUGUAGGAUUAAUCAAAUUCGACUCUUUCACAUGAGAAAUUGCUGAAGUUUCUCCUUAUUCUCUCCGAUCUCUGGUAGCGUCCUGAUCAAGAAAAAGGGAUAAUCCCGACUUGUAAAUUGUAACAUAAACAGCUUGUAAAGCCACCUAUUUCCAGGUAUUCUUGGCUUUGUCACAUUUAGAUUGAAGGUCAUCUUCACCAUGUAGCCAUGAACACUUUAUUCUGAAAGAAAAUACUUCGUUCAUACCAAA